ACCACAUUGGUAACCCUGGUGAAGCAAGAUGGCGUCAUGUAAAGUAUAAAAUUUUGAGGUUAAGAAUCAUUACAGAGACAAACUACGGAAAUGGGUCGAAAAAUACCAGGAAGAAAGCAUAAAGGUGUUAAAGACCCUUUGCAACAACAAGCCAAGAGAAAUGCUCUUUUACAGAAUAAAAUAAAUGCACCACCAGAAAUUGUCGAUUUCCAAGAGAUACCUAAAAGCGUGGAACGAUUAAUGAGAAUAAAUCAGGCGCUUAAAGAUGGUCCGAUGCAGGUAAAGAAAAGGAGGAGGAGAAAGAAGACGCAGAAAAAUGAACUUAUCAAUACAGAAAAUUUUGUAGGAAGAGAUAUAAGGCUGCCAGGAAUGACAAAGGAAGAUAAACCAAUACCAUCAUUUGUUCAGAAUCCAGGGGAAAGUGAUAGUCAUUUCUUGCACAGGAUUGAUCAGGCAUGUCAUCAAGUAAUUCAGGAAGCAAAGUUUGAGGCAAAAUAUGGUGUUAAUGUCAGAGUUGAUCCUGACACUGGAGAAGUGUCAGUAACAAAACAACCAAAGGAUGAAAUCGAUGGGAUGGAAAAUUCGUCACGUAAGAAGCUAAAGAAGAGAGAUGCUGAAACAAAGUCAAGCAAGAAAGAACGGAAGAAGCAGAAACUGAAGGAAAUGAAGGAAGUAAAAAUAGAGAAAAAUCAGGAUGAUUUUGCGAGGUUUCAAGAUAAAGUGAAAUUUGGUGAAACAGUUCAUGCCCCACCUGCAAUUAAAACUCUACCACGGAAAGCAGAUACAAAAGAUGCAAAAGACAGGCCUGGAAAGAAGGAUUUGUUGCUGAAACCGAUGUUGCAGACAAAGAUCGAGCAUAUAUCUACAUUUUCAAGGAAGUUGCCUUUAGCCACAAAGCAGCAGUUGGAGUUGCAGAGAGUACAAGCAGUUGAGGCAUACAGAAUGCUGAAAGCUCAGAAAUAGAAUUCUGUAGCUGAUCACAAUGCCUUCAUUUAUUAUGUACUUUUGUAAAUAAAUAUAUUCACAUGUUUA
Cryptotermes secundus is the source of this 1032-nucleotide messenger RNA. RefSeq names its product UPF0653 protein C607.02c. Bases 91 to 963 code for a protein of 290 amino acids. The transcript is spliced from 4 exons. Lineage: Eukaryota; Metazoa; Arthropoda; Insecta; Blattodea; Kalotermitidae. The record is from RefSeq and is a predicted model, not a curated record.